Molecule: messenger RNA, 804 nt
Organism: Symbiodinium sp. CCMP2592
Lineage: Eukaryota; Dinophyceae; Suessiales; Symbiodiniaceae
Source: the annotation of a GenBank genome assembly
AUGGGCGUCUUCCGCACGAUUGACGCACACUGUGGCCUUCCGGACAUUCAGCUUCUGUUCACCAGCGAUCAGAAAGAGAUCGAAGACUUCCUCCUGGGAUGGGAUCGUCGCUACCACUUUGGCUUGGACAUGGAGUGGCGGCCCAACUUUGUGAAGGGUGCGCCGCCAAGUCGAUCUGCCGUCCUCACCAUCUGCAAUGGUCCCUGGGUGCUGGCAGUGGAUCUUGUGCCCUUCCGCAAGAACUGGCCGAAGCCGCUCUUUGAUAGCCUCUGGAGAUUCCUCGAGAACGAUGAGCACACCUUCUAUGGGAUGGGUCUCGCUGCCGAUGCGGCGCGACUGGCAAUCGAGUUCGACUGUGUGGUCCAGGGCAUCGACUUCUUGUCCGCAUGGCCGGAGCAGAUUGUCCUCAAAGGAGGGCUGGAGGGCCUCGGGAACUCCCUCCUUGGGACGUCCGUGAAGCAAAGCAAGGCCAUCACUCGCUCGAACUGGGACAAACGGCCGCUGUCCGAACAGCAGCUGACGUACUUGGCUGAGGAUGCGUAUCUGUCUUGGAAGAUCAUGAGGCACCUAGCAUCCCAGGCGCCUGCAUCGGAGGAGUGGCUUGUCACGAUGACGGACAUGUACUCGCACGGCCAGGAGUUCAUCCGCCACGGUGUGUACAUCGAGGAUGCGUGCCACGAUUGGACUCAAGCCAUGCAUGAGUGGCAGCAACGACAGGAGGAGAAGAAGCAGAAGGAGAACUCCAAGAAGAGUGAUCUGAAAAAGCGGAAACGUCUUGAAUCCCUCAAACACGGCCAAAAGUAG